AUGGCGAACACCGCCGGAAACCCGCUUAGUGCAGGCUCGCUGGCCUUGUUCAUGGCCUCCAGCUUGCCGCGCGACGUCUCGCCCCAGAUCAGAAAUCCCUUCGAUGCUGUUGCCCUUGCUGUCCACGCUGGCAUGAUUGCUGUCGGGUUCAGGCUUAUCGGACUUGGUGAAGACCACAAAAUCCAAGCAAGCUCCGACGCCCAUGAGCCUCACGCAUUGCCUGCUGAGUGGAACGCCUCCUCAUCCCACGCCUUUCGCUACGCUCACGACCAGUCUUCAAUGGAAUAUCUUGUGAAGGUGAAUCGGCUAGGUACGAAAGCUGUCGUUUUAGCCGUCGGUUUGGGCGACGACAAGACUGCUUCAUUCGAGGUGGUUGCUCGCGACUACGUCUCUGAAUCCUCUGUGCCGGCGACGCCCCUCCCUGGGGCCGAGGCCGCUGUCGACAACGCAUCCAAGAUAAUUCAAGACAUUUUUAUCUCGCCGGGUCGCUUGAAUGACCUUGGCUCUCUCUUCAAGAUAAGCGUGCUACAGAAGGUCGCCCCGAACCUCCGCAAGGAAGGCUACGAAGAAAAUACGUCAGCAGAAGGAACCAGCGCCGACAGUAGCGGUGGCAGGAACAACAACCCGCCUCCACGUGGCGACCCUAACGCUCCAGGCUACGAUCCUCUGCGCGAAGAUCCGCAGCCACCUCCUGCACGUCCGUACCCAUUCGACGACCCGCUAGCUGCGCCGCCCCGCCGGCCAGUCCCCGCCGGAGAUUUCCCUCCUCCAGGCUUUGAAGACGAGUAUGAGAUAAACCGCCCACCUCGUGGCAUGCCUGGACGAGCUCCGCUUGGCAACUAUGGCGAAUCAGAUUUGUAUCCGGCCGGUCUCGGCCCGCACGACCCUGUGAACUGGGGUGGUAUCGGUGGCGGAAUCAGAGGAGGCCCAACUGGAGGCAUGCAUCCUACUUUCGAUGACCCGCUGUUUGCAGAUCCUGGUGGACGCGGUGCAGGAUACAAUCCUCUGGCUCCACCUGGCGCACGUUAUGAUCCAGUGAACCCAGGCGACCAACGAAGGGGCCUUCCACGUGGCGGAGGGUUCCCAGGCGGUGGUGGAUUUGGAGGGGGUGCACCGCCAAACCCAUUCGGCGGCUUUGGCGGGAAUGACUUCAUCUAA
Molecule: messenger RNA, 1158 nt
Organism: Lasiodiplodia theobromae
Lineage: Eukaryota; Fungi; Ascomycota; Dothideomycetes; Botryosphaeriales; Botryosphaeriaceae
Product: PI31 proteasome regulator
Exons: 2
Coding region: 1-1158 (385 amino acids)
Biological process (GO): proteasome-mediated ubiquitin-dependent protein catabolic process
Molecular function (GO): endopeptidase inhibitor activity; proteasome binding
Source: RefSeq, a predicted model, not a curated record